Alosa alosa (allis shad) is the source of this 6219-nucleotide messenger RNA. It is a transcript of the gene daam1a, whose product is annotated as dishevelled associated activator of morphogenesis 1a. Bases 1019 to 4234 code for a protein of 1071 amino acids. Gene Ontology annotation, cellular component: stress fiber. Gene Ontology annotation, biological process: actin cytoskeleton organization. NCBI's taxonomy places the organism in Eukaryota, Metazoa, Chordata, Actinopteri, Clupeiformes, Clupeidae. The transcript has 28 exons. Gene Ontology annotation, molecular function: small GTPase binding; actin binding. The record is from RefSeq and is a predicted model, not a curated record.
CAGCAGACCAACAUCUGUGCAUGAGCGUGCGGCCGAGUGUGUAUGAGCUCAAGUGUGUGUGCAAGUGUAUGCAUAGAAGAGAGAGAGAGUGUGUGUGUGUGUAUGUGUGUGUGUGUGUGUGCGAGAGAGAAAGAGAGAGCCUUUGCAAGGCCAGCCAGUCAGCUAGUCAGCCAGCCAUCCCAUGCUGUUGCGCUGCCCAGAUUAAGUAGCUUGUGAGAGAGAGUCUUUGUGUGGCCGAGAGAGGAGUGACCAGCGGGGCUUAUACGGUGCAUAACCCCGACAACUUCACGGACAGCAUGGAGCGAGUUGGGCAGGCACAGGACUAACUCGGAUGUUUAUCGAAGACAAGACGUUCUCCCUGGGCUUGGAAGGGCUGAAGCAGAAGCUAGGCAAAGAGGAAGGCGCGUGGGGAAGUCACUCCUGAAGUUCUGUUCUGGGUGUGUGUGUGUAUAUGUGUGUGUGUGUGCGCGUUCCACACAACCGUAAAUGUGGCAUCUCUGACAGAUGUGGCCUAUUUGGAGCCGUUCGGGAGAAAGAACGUCUCUCAUCUCGUGGGUGCACUGAGCUCACCACGGAGGAUGUAGAGACUCCAACGUUCAUUUUUUCCCUCACUCUCUCACUAUCCCUCUCUCUCUCUCUGUCCCUCUCUCAUCUCUCUCUCUCUCACUCUCUCCCUGGCUUGUUUGUCAUCUGGUGUACUCGAGCUCAAAAGAGCAGUCCUCUGGCUCGUAAAAGAAUUAACGUCGGGGAACUGGAUUCGUUUCUUUGGAGCAAAAAAACUAGAAAUGUACUCGUGAAAAGGAGCAGCUGCUGAAUGUUUUGAAAAGGACAGUAUGCUGCUAGACCUGAUCUCAGGUCAGACGGUCACGUGCGUCCCGUGGCGCUCUUCUCUGUGUGGUGGUGAAUAGGACACUGCGUGUGGAGCUGCCCCGAGUGGGGGGUUCCUAGACAAAGCCAGCUGAGUUAACAGAAGGCCGGGGCAAGACGUGAGCCGACCCCCAUCGUCGUCGACGUCGCCAUGGCGCCGCGCAAGCGUCCGGCGCGCGGCCUCUCCUUCAUCUUCUGCUGCUUCAAGAGCAGCAGCCACCCGGAGAUCACCUACCGCCUGCGCCAUGACAGCAGCUUCACCCUGCAGACCAUGGAGCCCGCGCUGCCCAUGCCACCCGCGGACGAGCUGGACGCCAUGUUCUCCGAGCUGGUGGAUGAGUUGGACCUCACAGAGAAACACAGGGAGGCCAUGUUUGCGCUCCCAGCCGAGAAGAAGUGGCAGAUCUACUGCAGCAAGAAGAAAGAAACGGAGGAGAAUAAGGAUGCGACCAGCUGGCCUGAAUACUACAUUGACCAGAUCAACUCCAUGGCAGCCAGGAAGACUCUCCUGGCUCUGGAGAAGGAGGACGAAGAAGAGAGGAACAAGACCAUAGAGAGCCUGAAGACGGCUCUGCGCACACAGCCCAUGAGGUUUGUGACGCGCUUCAUAGACCUGGAUGGCCUGACAUGCAUCCUCAACUUCCUCCGCACGAUGGACUACGAGACGACAGAGUCUCAGAUCCACACCUCCCUCAUUGGCUGCAUCAAAGCCCUCAUGAACAACUCACAGGGCCGCGCCCACGUUCUCUCCCACACCGAGAGCAUCAACAUCAUCGCCCAGAGCCUGGCCACGGAGAACGUCAAGACCAAGGUGGCGGUGCUGGAGAUCAUGGGCGCCGUGUGCCUGGUGCCUGGCGGGCACAAGAAGAUCCUGGAGGCCAUGUUGCACUACCAGAAGUUCGCCAGCGAGAGGACGCGCUUUCAGAGUCUCAUGACUGACCUGGACAGGAGCACAGGUCGUUACCGGGAUGAGGUGAACCUCAAGACCGCCAUCAUGUCCUUCAUCAACGCCAUCCUCAGCCAGGGAGCCGGAGAGUCGAGUCUGGAGUUCAGGAUCCACUUGCGAUAUGAGUUCCUGAUGCUGGGCAUCCAACCAGUCAUUGAUAAACUGCGCACACACGAGAACUCCACUCUCGAUCGGCAUUUGGAUUACUUUGAAAUGCUGAGAAAUGAAGAUGAAUUGAGUCUGGCAAAACGCUUCGACUCCGUGCACAUAGACACGAAAAGCGCCACUCAGGUGUUUGAACUCAUCCGUAAGAGGAUAAACCACACAGAAGCGCACCCGCACUUUCUCUCCAUUCUGCAGCACUGUCUGCACAUGCCCUGUAAGCGCAGUGGAAACACUGUGCAGUACUGGCUCCUCCUGGACCGCAUCGUCCAGCAGAUCGUCCUGCAGAAUGACAAGGGUCACGACCCCGAUGUGACCCCUCUGGAGAACUUCAACGUGAAGAAUGUGGUUCGGAUGCUUGUCAAUGAGAAUGAAGUGAAGCAGUGGAAAGAACAGGCUGAGAAGAUGAGAAAAGAGCACCAUGAGCUUCAGCAGAAGCUGGAGAAAAAGGAGCGCGAGUGCGAGGCCAAGGCCCAGGAGAAGGAGGAGAUGAUGCAGACCCUCAACAAGAUGAAAGACAAGCUGGAGAGGGAGACCACCGAGCACAGGAUGGUCAAGCAGCAGGUCACCGACCUCUCCGCCCGGCUGCACGACCUCAGCUCAAGGGCAAGCUCUGCUGUCCCCGGAGGACCACCUGUUGUUGCCCCAGGGGGCCCCAUCCCACCCCCUCCUUGCCCUGCGGGCAUGCCCCCUCCACCCCCGCCACCGCCACCAGGGAUGGGGCCUCCGCCGCCGCCACCUCCUCCCGGCGGACCCCCACCUCCUCCGGGCAUGCCUCCCUUCGGUGGCAUCCCUCCUCCUGGAGGUCUGCUGGGACCGUCGCUGAAGAAGAAGAACAUCCCUCAGCCCUCAAACCCCCUCAAGUCUUUCAACUGGGCCAAAAUACCAGAAAACAAGCUGGAGGGCACUGUAUGGUCAGAGAUGGAUGAUGGCAAAGUCUUCAAAAUCCUGGACCUGGAGGACAUUGAGAAAACAUUCUCUGCCUAUCAGAGGCAACAGGACUUCUUAACGCUCAAUCACCUCAAACAGAAAGACUCGGAGGAUGAAACGACGUCAACAAAGAAGGUCAAGGAGCUGUCAGUUAUCGAUGGCCGACGGGCGCAGAACUGCAACAUCCUCCUCUCGCGGCUGAAGCUGUCAAAUGAGGAGAUCAAGAAGGCCAUUAUGACCAUGGAUGAGCAGGAGGAUCUGCCCAAGGACAUGCUGGAGCAGCUGCUGAAGUUUGUCCCAGAGAAAGCUGAUGUGGACCUGCUGGAAGAGCACAAGCAUGAGCUGGACCGUAUGGCCAAGGCUGACCGCUUCCUCUACGAGAUGAGCAGAAUUGAUCACUACCAGCAAAGACUGCAGUCCCUCUACUUCAAGAAGAAGUUUGCAGAAAGGAUCGCCGAGGUCAAACCAAAAAUCGAAGCACUUUCCAAGGCCUCCAAAGAGGUCCUGAAUAGCCGCAACCUGCGGCAGCUCUUGGAGGUGGUGCUUGCCUUUGGAAACUACAUGAACAAAGGACAACGGGGGAAUGCCUACGGCUUCAAAGUCUCCUCCCUCAACAAGAUAGCAGACACCAAGUCUAGCAUCGACAAGAACAUCACCCUCCUGCACUACCUGAUCACCAUCCUGGAGCAGAAGUACCCUAAAGUGGCUGUGCUCCAUGAAGAGCUACAGAACGUUCCAGAAGCUGCCAAAGUCAACAUGACGGAGAUGGAGAAGGAGAUCAAUAACAUACGCAGUGGCUUGAAGAGUGUGGAAACUGAGCUGCAGUACCAGAGGAGUCGCCCCCAGAACUCCAACGACAAGUUUGUGUCGGUGGUCAGCCAGUUCAUCACAGUGGCCGGCUUCAGCUUCUCCGACGUGGAGGACUCUCUGCAGGAGGCCAAGGAGCUGUUCCAGAAGUCGGUCACCCACUUUGGCGAGGACCCGUCCCGCCUGCAGCCGGACGAGUUCUUCGGGAUCUUUGACCAGUUCCUGCAGUCUUUCUCCGAAGCCAAGCAGGACAACGAGAACAUGCGCAGGCGCAAGGAGGAGGAGGAGAGGAGGGCACGACUGGAGGCUCAGUUGAAGGAGCAGAGGGACAAAGAGCGUAAGGCCCGCAAAGCCAAGGAGAACUGCGAGGAGGACGGCGAGUUUGACGACCUGGUGUCGGCGCUGCGCUCGGGCGAGGUCUUCGACAAGGACCUGUCCAAGAUGAAGCGCAACCGCAAGCGGCCUAACAACCCCAACGCAGAGAACGGCCGUGAGAGGCCCAUCACCAAGCUCAACAUUUAAAAGAGACUGCCCCCACGUAGACGUGUGCUUUUUUGUGUGUGUGUGUGUGUGUGUGUGUGUGUGUGUGUGUGUGUGUGUGUGUCUGUGUGAGUGAGAGAGAUGGAAUGCUUUUUCUCUACUGCCCUCUGGUGGAAGAUCACCAGAUCACGCCAUUCCCCCCUACGUUUUUUUUUUUUUUUUUUUUUUUGUUAAUCCCAGUAACCUCCUUUUGGCAACAAAUUUCCCCACGACAGACGCAUGAGAACAGGAACAAUCGACACGGGAGAGAGAGAGCAAGUGAGAGAGAGUGAGAGAGGACAAUGCUUUUGACCACUUGUACUUAAUGCACAACAUGUAAGAUCUUCUGGCCACUCUUUCUGGGAUACAGAUGAAGAAGAAGAAGAAGAAGAGUCAAAAAGAAUCUAGAGAGAGACACUCUAGCUACUACCUGUGCUGGCUGCCAAACACCCACUUUUGUAAUACUUUUGAAAAUACUUUUAUAAUAAUGAUACUGAUUCUAAAUGUAUAUUCUGCAGUUUUUUGCAUGGGGGAUGCGCACUGGCACACUUUGUUUGAACCGAAACAUGUUACUUCAUGCUGUGCCAUCAUCAUAAUAUGACACUCAGCUUGGACCUGAUGAACCCUGAUGAAUGACACAGAACAUAAGCUAGAGAUCACAGCAAAACACACUCACACACACACACAUACACACACACACACACACACACACACACACACACUCACACACACACACACACAUACACACACACACACACACACACACACAGACACAGACACUUGCAUAUGUCUUCUUUUUUGUAUUUAUAACGAGUGGAAGGUUAAAACUUUUUACAAUUGUUACGUUAUGGCCAAUCUGUGUGUGUGUUGUUGUACGAAGUGGACCAGGGCUUAUGCGCUAAGCGAGUCUGGUUUGUCUAAUCUCAGUUUCCCAAACAAACCCGUGCAGUCAGUCUCCACGUCCGCACAGUGGCCACAUGAAGUGGGGAUUAACCGUUGUUUCACACAGAGGUGAACGCAACCAAAAACCGGCCGCGGAGCUGAUGCACUUCAGAUGACCCCCGCAGAGACCAUCUCAGUACUGUUCCUAUAACAAGACCACACAAACACUGUGUGUACUGCCAAAACAUGCUACUUGUCAAGCACAUGAGUCAACACACAGUAUACUAAAUCAUCUCCAUUCACUGCACCCUCUCUUAAAUUAUAAACAGUAUACUCAGUUAAUAGACCUCCCACCAGCAGAUGCUAAGUAUCUUUUUUCUUUCUGAGGGCACUGUCUUUAACGAUCUGCCUGUGUAAUGCCAUUUUAAAGCACAACGUAAGAAAUUGAUAUGGCGUUUAUAUUAUUCUUUCAAACCGUUUUUUUCCUACUGAGCUUUUACAGUAUAAAUAUUUACAGAGGCAAUAUCACCUGAAUAGUAAAAAUAUAUGCAUUCCUAUCUGAAGAAGGCAAUGAAGCAGACAAAGUUGUCAAACAUGAAGUGUAUAGAGAGGGGGAAGGGCAUGGCGGGGACGUGGGGGGGGUUUACGACUAUCAUGUAAUGGGUUUGUACAGUUUUGACGUAUUUCUGAUGGUUACCAAAAAAAAAACAGUCACUAGCUCCUCCAAAUGAAACACUGUGUAUAUUAUUUUGUCAAAAUCUAUGCAUCCAUGAGUGAAAAAGAGAACAGUUGUCCUUGUAUUAUGUGUGUUAUUCCUCUGAAUGUUUGUGUGUAUGUAUGUACAUAUGUACAUAUGCUCAUUCAUGCAUAUCCUCUUGUUCGCACCCUUGCCUGACUAUCUCCUGUUGAUCAGAAUCCCUUUUGACUUCAUUUUAUUUCUAUUUCUUAUGCUUUCAAAUAAUAUUUCCUUUAUUUUGUUCUUCUCCCAUUUGUGAUAAGUUUAUGUAUGUGGGCUCUUUCUACAUAACUUUUUUUCUUUUUUAUUUAAGAUGGCUUUUUUCAUGUGAGGUUGGUGAUGCAUAAAUAAAUCUGGAGGUUCUACAGUG